AUUUCACUUGCGCUGCUGAUACGAAAUCCUGUGCUGUACAAGCACUUCCACCCACAGACUCGGUUCACCCUACAUAGUCGGGUCAUAGGCCCCACUCAAAACCCAUUGCCUGAGGAUCGUAACAAUGGUCCUCGAGGAGGCAGCAAGCUCCUCGGACAGCUUUACGGACCGCCCGUUCUCCUCCGACAACGACCCUUAUGCUACUCAAUCGACAGACUCAUUCGGACCCGAUGGACAGCCUCGAGAUCCCAUAACACUUGACCUCACCAAGAUGUCGAAGCCAAUUCCUAUUGUCGGCAGUCUUGUGGGAUAUCCAAUGGCUAGGGUCGCAAGAGAAGUGGCCAAACAUGUUCAGUAUGCGUCCAAUUUGGUGCAGAGGCCAUUAACCAUGGACGAGGCUACCGCCGUUGCAGAACAUGCAGCAGCUAUCGAAUCUUGGGCUUCUUACGGUGCCGCCACGGGGGCGGCUAUAGCCUUGCGACAAUGCUACAAGACAAGGAGCACCUACAAAUUUCCAUUCUGGACCCCUCCAGUUCAGGGUUGGCCACCGGCAUCCGUUGGUCCGUUCAGGGGGAACAUGAUGCGUGCCGGUCUUCAUUUACUCAGAAUACCGCCCUAUUGGUUCCUUGGCACAUUUAUAGGUGGAUUCGUGAUGGACCUUUAUGCGAAGAUUGUGUCAGCGCGGCUGGCCAGUAUCGACAAGCGGCUUGUCGAAGUAAAAGCAGCAAUUGUUAGGCGUAGACAGGAAAGGCAAGAUGCGAUGCAAAAUGGGACGCAAAGACACCCAGGUCAAGAAACGGCGAUGCAAAGGCGCCCAGGUCAGCAGGUACCACAGGUGGCAACGCAAGACACAGAUGAUAUGUCGCCAACCUCCGGGGCCUGGCAAGAUUCUCCUUCAGAUACGUCUGUUUUUUCCGAUAGCCAGAUGCGUGCCCGAGAAAUUCGCCAGUCACCUGGACCAUACCGCAGCCAGACGGAAAGCCGCGAUCACGCAUUUCCGAGGGAGGAUGCCACGAGGCAAUCAGAUGCUUUCGAUGACGCGUCGCCGACGGGAGGUAUGGGACCCAUGGACUCGAGUGUGUCCGGAGGGUCAGCUUGGGACCGUAUCAGGCAGCAAGCAGCUUCUGGACAAUCACCCGCUGCUGGACGGACCGCAUCAGGCGGGUUCAGCCGACCUGUUCAAAAAGAACAACAACAGGGUUCAAGCCUUGGCGAUAGCUUUACUUUCUCUCGAACGGACGAGGAAAAGCAGUUGGCCAAAGCUCAGGCACAGAGGGAGUUCGAUGCCCAAGUCGACAGGGAGAGGAACGGGGGGGACAGGGAGGACUCGGGCAAGCGGUGGUAAGGGAAGGAUGAGCGGCUUUGGUUUCGGUUUCGUUUGGGGUUUCGUUCGACGCCGCAGAAUACAACGCAAUGCUAUGACCUUGGCCCGUGGCUAUCUGAAACCCG
Molecule: messenger RNA, 1449 nt
Organism: Aplosporella prunicola CBS 121167
Lineage: Eukaryota; Fungi; Ascomycota; Dothideomycetes; Botryosphaeriales; Aplosporellaceae
Exons: 1
Coding region: 125-1345 (406 amino acids)
Source: RefSeq, a predicted model, not a curated record